ACUUCUAAGCCACCCCGUUCUAGUUGGAAGGUUCCCCUUCCCGACUUUGCAAAAGCUAACUUCCAGGAAAUAUCCCCGUCUCCUUUUUACUCCAUGUAUAAGCCCAAAUGCUUCCUUUGCUUAUGCUUGCUUCAUAUUGAAACCCCUUCAAUUCUGUCAAUCCUCUACUAUUGCUUUAAUGGAAGCAAUCAAUAGGUGUUCUUCUUCAACUUCAUCCUUAGGUUCUUCUUCUUCAUCAGAAUCAUCUUUUGCUGGUAAUGAUAGAACGCCAAGAGCAGUCCACAAAGCUGAGAGAGUUAAGGGUCCAUGGAGUGCAGAAGAAGACCGCAUUUUAAUAACUCUUGUUGAAAGAUGUGGGCCAAAAAACUGGUCCCUUAUAAGCCGAUACAUAAAGGGAAGGUCAGGGAAAUCAUGCAGGCUUAGAUGGUGUAACCAGUUAAGCCCGCAUGUUGAGCACAGGCCGUUCUCACCGGCAGAGGACGAGACCAUCUUGGCCGCUCAUUCUCGGCUCGGUAACCGCUGGGCCACCAUUGCACGAUUACUCCCUGGUCGAACAGAUAAUGCAGUCAAGAAUCACUGGAACUCCACGUUGAAGAGAAGAUUAACAGAACAACAAUUACAACAGCAGCAACAACAAAUGGACUAUUUUGAUAAUGGAAGAAUUAACCGAGAGUCUGUGGCUUCAGGAUCUGUGCAGCAGUACUUGGGAUUGGAAGAUGAUGCGUCGACAACAUUAACAUUGGGGCCACCAGGGAGUGGUGUGCGAUGACCACGGAGAGGAAAAGGGAGAGUUUACCGGCUGGGUUUUCGGAUGCGAUGAGAGAUGUGAUAACAAGAGAAGUAAGAGAUUAUAUGAAUUCAGCUUUGUCGGAGAAUUAGUGUUGCGCCUGCUUUGUAACUUCAGUUCAACAGCUCCAAAAAGGCGGUCGAAUUCAAAUAAUGGUUUCUCUUAAAAAUAAUAUUAAUUUGGUGGUUUAUUUAGGAUGAAUUUCGUGUAAGAAUAAACAUAAUUAAGAUGUGCAGGUUGGCAAACCUCGACCUUUAAAUAGUAAAGCUCAAGUUCUGAUUUGAUGGAAGCCCUAAUGGGCAACAUACAUGCCACAAAUUGUUGCUGGAACAAAGAUAGUAAUGGAGAGGUCUUUUCAGUCUAACAAUUUUCACCAGACGAUGAAUAAAGCCCUGGUAUUAUGGUUAA
Molecule: messenger RNA, 1195 nt
Organism: Mangifera indica (mango)
Lineage: Eukaryota; Viridiplantae; Streptophyta; Magnoliopsida; Sapindales; Anacardiaceae
Product: transcription factor MYB77-like
Exons: 1
Coding region: 179-769 (196 amino acids)
Biological process (GO): regulation of DNA-templated transcription
Cellular component (GO): nucleus
Molecular function (GO): DNA-binding transcription factor activity, RNA polymerase II-specific; RNA polymerase II cis-regulatory region sequence-specific DNA binding
Source: RefSeq, a predicted model, not a curated record